This is a messenger RNA of Ictidomys tridecemlineatus (thirteen-lined ground squirrel), 7040 nucleotides long. It is a transcript of the gene Plxnc1, whose product is annotated as plexin C1. Gene Ontology annotation, biological process: regulation of cell shape; negative regulation of cell adhesion; regulation of GTPase activity. Gene Ontology annotation, molecular function: semaphorin receptor activity; protein binding. Lineage: Eukaryota; Metazoa; Chordata; Mammalia; Rodentia; Sciuridae. The record is from RefSeq and is a predicted model, not a curated record. Gene Ontology annotation, cellular component: plasma membrane; semaphorin receptor complex.
GCGCCGCUGCCCCUGCUCGCCUAUCUGCUGGUGCUGGCGGCGCCCGCCCGGGGCGCGGAGGAGUCCGUGUGGCGGUCGGAGCAAGCCAUCGGAGCCAUCGCGGUGAGCCGGAAGGACGGCGUGUUCGUGGCGAGCGGCAGCUGCCUGGACCAGCUGGACUACAGCCUGGAGCGCAGGCUCUCGCGCUUGUACCGGGACCAAGCGGGCAACUGCACGGAGCCCGUCUCGUUGGCGCCCCCCGAGCGGCCCCGGCCCGGGAGCAGCUUCAGCAAGCUGCUGCUGCCCUACCGCGAGGGGGAGUCCGACCCCGGAGGGCUGCUGCUCACCGGCUGGACCUUCGACAGGGGCGCCUGCGAGGUGAGGCCCCUGGGCAACCUGAGCCGCAGCUCUCUGCGCAACGGCACCGAGGUGGUGUCUUGUCACCCGCAGGGCUCGACGGCCGGCGUGGUGUACCGCGCGAACAGCAGCAAUCGCUGGUACCUGGCGGUGGCCGCCACCUAUGUGCUGCCGGAGCCGGAGACAGCCAACCGCUGCAACCCCGCAGCAUCCGAUCGCGCCACAGCCAUUGCGCUCAAGAACACCGAGGGGCGCAGCCUGCCCACCGAGGAAAUGGGCCGCCUCAAGCUGCGCGAGGGGGCGGGCAGCCUGCACUUCGUGGAUGCCUUUCUCUGGAACGGUAGCGUCUACUUCCCCUACUACCCCUACAACUACACGAGCGGCGCCGCCACCGGCUGGCCCAGCAUGGCGCGCAUCGCGCAGAGCUCCGAGGUGCUGUUCCAGGGCCAGGCGGCCCUGGACUGCGGCCACGGACACCCCGACGGCCGCCGGCUGCUCCUCUCCUCUAGUCUGGUGGAGGCCCUGGACGUCUGGGCGGGCGUGUUCAGCGCGGCCACAGGAGAGGGCCAGGAGAGGCGCUCCCCCGCCACCACAGCGCUCUGCCUCUUCAGGAUGAGUGAGAUCCAGGCGCGCGCCAAGAGCUGCAGCUGGGACUUCGAGUUGAUCCUUCCCAACUGCAAAGAAGGGGAUAAACCUGAAAGAGUUCAGCCAAUUGCAUCAUCCACCUUGAUCCAUUCCGACCUGACCUCUGUUUAUGGCACCGUGGUAAUGAACAGGACUAUUUUAUUCUUGGGGACUGGAGAUGGCCAGUUACUGAAGGUUAUUCUUGGUGAGAAUUUGACUUCAAAUUGUCCGGAGGUUAUCUAUGAAAUUAAAGAAGAGACACCUGUUUUCUAUAAACUCGUUCCAGAUCCCAGGAAGAACAUCUACAUCUAUCUAACAGCCGGAAAAGAGGUGAGGAGAAUUCGUGUUGCAAACUGCAGUAAACAUAAAUCCUGUUCAGAGUGCUUAACAGCAGCAGACCCCCACUGCGGUUGGUGCCAUUCACUACAAAGGUGUACUUUUCAAGAAGAUUGUGUCAAUUCAGGGCAGUCAGAAAACUGGCUGGAUGUUUCCUAUGGAGCUAAAAAAUGUCCUAAAAUUCAGAUAAUUCGAAGCAGCAGAGAUAAGACCACAGUGACUAUGGUGGGCAGCUUCUCUCCAAAAAACUCAGAUUGUACGGUGAGGAACGUGGAUACCAGCAGGGUGCUCUGCCAGGGGAAAAGUCAGUUAAACAGGACCUGCACCUGUAACAUCCCCACCAGACCCAUCUACAGAGAUGUCUUAAUGGUCAACGUGACGUUCUCCUUCCCUUCUUGGAUUUUAUCAAAGCGAUUCAACUUAACCAACUGCUCAUCAUUAAGAGAAUGCUCCAAAUGUAUUGGAACUGGCUGUGCUUGGUGUAACAGUGCGAGAAGGUGUAUCCACCCCUUCACAGCUUGUGACCCUUCUGAUUAUCACAGCAACCAGGAACUCUGUCCAGUGGCCAUUGAGAAACCACCCAAGAACCCUGGAGGAGGAAGAUUCAAGGAGAAUAAGAGCAACAGAACCAACCAGGGUUUACAGGUCUUCUACAUUAAGGCCAUUGAGCCACAGAAAAUAUCGACAUUGGGGAAAAGUAACGUGAUCGUUACGGGAGCCAACUUUACCCGGGCAUCAAAUAUCACCAUGAUCCUGAAAGGAACCAGCACUUGUGAUAAGGAUGUGAUACAGGUUAGCCAUGUGCUAAAUGACACCCAUAUGAAAUUCUCUCUCCCAUCGAGCCGAAAAGAGAUGAAGGAUGUGUGUAUCCAGUUUGAUGGUGGGAACUGCUCUCCUGUGGGAGCUCUAUCCUACAUUGCCCUGCCUCACUGUUCCUUCAUAUUUCCUGCUACCACCUGGAUGAGUGGUGGUCAAAAUAUAACGAUUGUGGGCAGAAAUUUUGAUGUCAUUGACAACUUAAUCAUUUCACAUGAACUAAAAGGAAACAUAAAUGUCUCUGAACACUGUAUGGCGACUUUCUGCAUGUUUUUGGCCCCCAGCUUAAAGAGUUCAAAGGCGCGUACGAAUGUCGCUGUGAAGCUGAGAGUACAAGACACCUACUUGGACUGUGGAACCUUGCAGUAUCUCGAGGACCCCAGAUUUACAGGGUAUCGAGUCGAAUCUGAGAUUGACACAGAACUGGAAGUAAAAAUUCAAAAAGAGAAUGACAACUUCAACAUUUCCAAGAAAGACAUUGAAAUCACACUCUUCCAUGGGGAAAAUAAGCAAUUAAAUUGCAGUUUUGAAAAUAUUACCAGAAACCAAGAUCUCACCACCAUCCUUUGCAAAAUCCAAAACAUCAGGAACGCCAACAGCAUCGCCACUUCUUCCAAGAAAGUCCGUGUCAGACUGGGAAACUUGGAGCUUUAUGUGGAGCAGGAAUCUGUCCCUUCCACUUGGUAUUUUCUGAUUGUGCUCCCCGUCUUGCUCGUGAUUGUCAUUUUUGCGGCCGUAGGGGUGACCAGGCAGAAAUCAAAGGAACUCAGUCGCAAACAAAGUCAACAGCUGGAGCUUCUGGAAAGCGAACUCCGGAAGGAGAUCCGCGAUGGCUUUGCUGAGCUGCAGAUGGAUAAAUUGGAUGUGGUUGAUAGUUUUGGAACUGUUCCCUUCCUUGACUACAAACAUUUUGCUCUGAGAACUUUCUUCCCUGAGUCAGGUGGCUUCACACACAUCUUCACCGAAGAUAUGCAUAAUAGAGAUGCCAACGACAAGAAUGAAAGUCUCACAGCUUUGGAUGCCCUGAUCUGUAAUAAAAGUUUCCUGGUGACUGUCAUCCAUACACUAGAAAAGCAGAAGAACUUCUCAGUAAAGGACAGGUGUCUGUUUGCCUCCUUCUUAACCAUUGCUCUGCAAACCAAGCUGGUCUACCUGACCAGCAUCCUGGAGGUGCUGACCAGGGACUUGAUGGAGCAGUCCAGUAACAUGCAGCCUAAACUCAUGCUAAGGCGCACAGAGUCCGUGGUUGAAAAACUUCUCACAAACUGGAUGUCCGUCUGCCUUUCUGGUUUUCUUCGGGAGACUGUUGGUGAACCAUUCUAUUUGCUGGUGACGACUCUGAACCAGAAAAUCAACAAGGGUCCAGUAGACGUAAUCACUUGCAAAGCGCUGUACACCCUUAAUGAAGACUGGCUGCUGUGGCAAGUUCCCGAAUUCAGUACUGUGGCAUUAAAUGUCGUCUUUGAAAAAAUCCCAGAAAACGAGAGUGCAGAUGUCUGUCGGAAUAUUUCAGUCAACGUCCUUGACUGCGAUACCAUAGGCCAAGCCAAAGAAAAGAUUUUCCAAGCGUUCUUGAGCAAAAACGGCUCUCCUUAUGGACUCCAGCUCAACGAGAUUGGUCUUGAGCUUCAAGUGGGCACACGACAAAAAGAACUUCUGGAUAUUGACAGUUCCUCUGUGAUUCUUGAAGAUGGAAUAACCAAGCUGAAUACCAUUGGCCACUAUGAGAUAUCAAAUGGAUCCACUAUAAAAGUCUUUAAGAAGAUAGCAAAUUUUACUUCAGAUGUGGAGUACUCGGAUGACCACUGCCAUUUGAUUUUACCAGAUUCAGAAGCAUUCCAAGAUGUGCAAGGAAAGAGACAUCGAGGGAAACACAAGUUCAAAGUAAAAGAAAUGUAUCUGACAAAGCUGCUGUCGACCAAGGUGGCAAUUCAUUCUGUGCUUGAAAAACUUUUCAGAAGCAUUUGGAGUUUACCCAACAGCAGAGCCCCAUUUGCUAUAAAAUACUUUUUUGACUUCUUGGAUGCCCAGGCUGAAAAUAAAAAAAUCACAGAUCCUGAUGUCGUACAUAUUUGGAAAACAAACAGCCUUCCUCUUCGCUUCUGGGUAAACAUCCUGAAGAACCCUCAGUUUGUCUUUGACAUUAAGAAGACACCACACAUAGAUGGCUGUUUGUCAGUGAUUGCUCAGGCAUUCAUGGAUGCCUUUUCUCUCACGGAGCAGCAACUAGGGAAGGAAGCACCAACUAAUAAACUGCUCUAUGCCAAGGAUAUCCCGACCUACAAAGAGGAAGUAAAAUCUUAUUACAAAGCAAUCAGGGAUUUGCCUCCAUUGUCACCUUUAGAAAUGGAAGAAUUCUUAACUCAGGAAUCUAAGAAACACGAAAAUGAAUUUAAUGAAGAAGUGGCCUUGACAGAAAUCUACAAAUACAUCGUAAAAUAUUUUGAUGAGAUUCUAAAUAAACUAGAAAGAGAACGAGGGCUGGAAGAAGCUCAGAAACAACUCUUGCAUGUAAAAGUCUUAUUUGAUGAAAAGAAGAAAUGCAAGUGGAUGUAAGCACUCUGGGCCUGGCUUAACCUGGCAAAGUUCUUCAGACGACUUGGGAGCAAAAUGGCUGCUUGAGCUACUCUGUGUCGUUAAUUUUUAAGUUUGCACAUGGGUUCCACUUUGAGCACUGUCUUUUCAAGAGACCAAGGCACAUGCACAGCUUUUAGAAAGCAUAUCAACCACUGUGCCUGUGUGUAUACCGUGGGAACCCUUCUGUAAAUAGAGUGGAAGUGGUUGUUGCAAACAGCCUCCUUGUUUACAGAGAAUACAGGGCCAGUAAGCAAGUGUCAGUAUUGUAAUUACAGUCUCCACUUAAGCACAAUGUUAUCUAAGUGGUUUUGUUGGAAAACUACAGCUAUGUAGCACUUGUGACUACACUGCACCUCUGCAGAAAAGGGAUACUCAAAACAAAAUGUGAAAUGAGUCAUUUGGAAACAAGGUGGGAGUGUUAGGGCAACCUCGAGGAUUUGCAGCAUUGAAACUUUCCCUAGUAGUUCUUGGAAAAGCUGACCGCAGAAUUUGGUAGUGUGUACACUUAGCAUUUGUGAGUGUGUGUGUGUGUUUAAACCAAAAACUAACAGUGUUGCAGCAUUGUUGAAAGGGCUCGUGUUUUUCAGCGGUCACCAACUGCACUCCACCGAACUCACCUCCAUUGCAUCAAGGAGCUCUAAAGCAAGGAGAGUGAGUGGGCUUUACUGAAAUGCAACAGCAUUUUACCCACUGUGUCCUAAUGUAUGUUCCUUUUUUAUCUUUUCAUACUAAAUGUAUUUGAUAGUGGACAUGUUGGGUAUUAUAUAAAUGAAAAAAUUGUUUAUUUCUGUUGAAAAACCUUGAUCAGAACUAUCUGUGGAAGUGUAAGUCACUCCUCUAAUCCUACAUUUCUAUACUAGUGUCUCCUUGCUUUAGAUUUCUGGUGAACCCUGUGGUUAUAAAUACUUGUGUGUGAUUAAAAAAAAAAGAUACAUUUUGCAUUUCAUCAAACUGUUGUUCACACUGGAGUAUUAUAUAUAAAUAUAUAUAUUUGAGGCCCAAGGCCUGAGAAAUAUUAGUAUACAACUUGGUAUCUUAGUCUUACUAUGUACUUUUUGAAAGUAUUCCUUACAGGAGAAAGAAUUUAAAAUACCCAUUUUAUUCAUGCCUUUCUUUUUAAACAAUUCCCUUUCCAGUUAUAUUGUAGUCUUUUUAUUGCUGAGUUUUUUAUUCCUGAAUUUUUGCUGCUCAUGACCAAUUUUAAUACCACUGUGUUUUCCUUCUAUUAAAUCAGAAGUAAAAAGUGUUAAUUGGCAACUCUCAAGCUUUCCUUGUGGCAGGCACCUUUUACCCUUGGUGCUCCAAAUCCCUAAUCUAGGAUAGAAAUUUUUUCAAGUAGCAAAUAAACCACUGAUCCCACAUUCCUUAAACCCAUUUACCAACACUGUAUGGAACAUCAGGAUUGAAACGUAAGUUCGUUAGGUAAACGCAACUCAUAUUUGCUCCUUAAUAUCUGGUAAACUGUGAGAGAGGUGACACCUCAUCAAAGGGUUAAGAGAAAUAAGCAGUUACUGCCCUGAUACACACAUUCCCAAUCCUAUCACUUUUGACCACUGUCUGUCCAAAGGACACAUCUCAAAAAUACUACCAAAUAGAUUACUUGUAGGUCUAAAGGUGAGAGGUCUGGUCCCCAUCCAAAGCUGCUACAGUCUUCAAAGAGGUGAAGGCAUUCAUAAGAGAACUGUAAGAGUGAGAGCCAAGGGUAGGAGAGUUGCCCAAAAGACUUCCCUUCUCCAGGGUACAGAAAACUCAAAGGAUCAGCGACAGCUUUAUUUAUCUAAGUACUUACUAAAUGCUACACGAGGAUGUUCCUGUCCAGCUCUGGCACAUGAGUCCUGUGUGGAGAGUUACCUCCUCUUCCAGGUACUGUGCUGUUAGAAACUUUGGGCAAGUCACUUACCUCUUUGUGCCUCGAUUUCUGUAUAAUAUUUCUAACCUACCUCACUGAGGUGGUGUGAAGAUUCACUAAUGUAUGUAGCGUGUUUGUCAAUCCACCAGUGAAGAGCACUAUCUAGAUCACAUUUUGGAUCACAUUAGCCAAAUGCAGUAAAUGGCCAAAUCAGAUGUGUGCUGAAGACAAUCAGUCACUGGGUCUACAUUAAACAGCAACUAGAGAAACAAAUGGCAAACAAUAUUUUUAAGUUUCUUUGCAUAUUUUUUGGUGCAAAACAAUUCAUUUAUAAACUUUUUUUUUCUAACACUAGUGUCUACAGCAGCAUUUAAAAAAUUAAUUCUGUUAUCUUUUCCAUAUUAGGAUUUAAAGUCUAUUUCUUAUUGUAUACCUGAUUGAAGCUGUUCUUGGAGAUGAAUGUUUUAAAUGUCUAUAUCCAAAAAUAAACAUUUUGAUGUAA